Sinocyclocheilus rhinocerous is the source of this 4705-nucleotide messenger RNA. RefSeq names its product thrombospondin 4a (gene thbs4a). Gene Ontology annotation, molecular function: calcium ion binding. Lineage: Eukaryota; Metazoa; Chordata; Actinopteri; Cypriniformes; Cyprinidae. The transcript has 21 exons. The coding region runs from base 142 to 2976 and encodes 944 amino acids. The record is from RefSeq and is a predicted model, not a curated record. Gene Ontology annotation, cellular component: extracellular region. Gene Ontology annotation, biological process: cell adhesion.
CAUCUGCAGGGCUACAGGGAACAGGCAGUUCUGUUUUGACAGCCACUGAUCAAGACUGAAUCAGGGGUCAGAGCAGAAACUAUUUUUCCAGGAAUAAGGGUGGAACACUUUAACUGGAUUUGUGAAAUAAAUAAAUCUACAAUGGGUGCUUGGACAAGAAUCAUAUUCAGUUUACAGUUAAUUUUACAACUCUUUGAUACAGUGAAAACUCAAGGAAUUGUUUAUGAUCUUCUGGUGUCACCGGAUUGCUUACCUGACCUUCUGCAAGGAGGAAUAAAGGCAACGAACAUGGACAAUGUUUUUAUCCUUGCAAGCCUGCAGCUGCAGAACAAAGCUCCGACACGUGUCUUCCGCAUCUUCAAUGCUUUAGACAACACAGAUUAUUUUGAUUUCACCGUUCAGGGGAAACUCGACAAAGUCAUUUUGAAAUAUCUAAAAAGCAAUGGAAAGAUUGGAACAACCAAUUUCGGUAAAGUGCCACUGACAGAUGGUCAGCAACACCACAUACUGCUCCACUUCAGCGGGCUGCAGGGCACCCCCACCACGGCACUCUAUGUGGACUGCAAGCUGGUGGAGAGAGUGCAGGACGUGCCGCAGGCCUUCAAAUCACUGCCGCAGGGCCCAAAACAAGUCACACUCAAGACCCUGCCAACCUCAUCCCAGGAUAAGCUGUCAGACCUCAGACUUGUGCUUGAUGAGUCUAUUGAAAAUGUGGUAGAGCUUCAGGACUGCAGCAGUGCAGUGCAGAGCGAGCAGAGGGAAACACUGCAACUACUAGGAACAACUUCAAAAAUGGAAGCUGGCCCAAUGUUUGAGCUCAUGCGAAUGAUCCAAGAGUUAAAACAGAAGGUCGAUCAGCAGACCAAAGAAACUGCUGACCUGAGAAAGACUAUCAUGGAGUGUGUUGAGUGCACUGGAUGGGCCAAAGCAGGACUACAGGAUACAAAGCAAUCCAAGUGCGUGCCAGGGGUCUGUUUUAAGCUGGACAUGUGUAUCCAAACAGCUGAAGGAGUGGAAUGUGCACCCUGUCCUGAGGGCUACGCUGGAGAUGGAGUCCAAUGUGAUGACGUAGAUGAGUGCCAGUUCAACCCAUGUUUCUCUGGUGUACGGUGUAUUAACACUGUGCCAGGGUUCAGAUGUGAGAAGUGUCCACGAGACUUCACUGGCCCAGAGAUCCAGGGUGUGGGCGUUCACUAUGCUCAGACAAACAAACAAAUGUGUAAUGAUAUUGAUGAGUGCCAGGUGGAUAAUGGUGGCUGCACACCCAAUUCGUACUGCCAUAACACAGUGGGUGCGUUUCACUGUGGGAUCUGCAAGACUGGAUUCACAGGUGACCAGAAUAGUGGCUGCAGAAGUACUGGCCUGGAUCCUGCUCCUCUAACCGACAGGCUGUGUGGGAAAGGCCAGCCAAAUCCAUGUGACAUCAACGCAGAGUGUGUUGUGGAGAGAGAUGGGAGCAUCAGUUGUUCGUGCAAAAUUGGCUGGGCAGGAAACGGCUACGUCUGUGGAAAGGACACAGACAUUGAUGCUUAUCCAGAUAUCAAAAUUCAGUGCAGAGAUGGAACCUGCAAGAAGGAUAACUGCAUGUUUGUUCCAAACUCGGGCCAAGAAGACGCAGACAGAGAUGGGAAGGGAGAUGCCUGUGAUGCGGAUGCAGACAGUGAUGGCAUCUUCAAUGAUCAGGACAACUGCUGGUUGGUUCCUAACAUAGACCAGAAGAACAGUGAUAAAGAUCUCCAUGGUGAUGCUUGUGAUAAUUGCGUAAACGUGGAGAACCCGGACCAGCGGGACUCAGACAAGGACGGACUGGGAGAUGCCUGUGAUGAUGACAUAGACGGGGAUGGUUUGAAGAACAUCCUGGAUAACUGUCAGAGAGUUCCCAACCCUGACCAGAAGGACAAAGAUAAUGACGGUGUUGGUGAUGCAUGUGACAGCUGCCCUGAGGUGCCAAACCCCAACCAGUCUGAUGUUGACGAUGAUCUCGUUGGAGACACUUGUGACACAAACAUUGACAGUGAUGGAGAUGGUCAUCAGAACACCAAAGACAACUGCCCCACCAUCAUUAACAGCUCACAGCUGGACACUGAUAAGGACGGGCUUGGAGACGAGUGUGAUGAUGACGAUGAUAAUGAUGGCAUCUUGGAUGGUCAAGAUAAUUGUAGACUGGUGCCAAACCCAGACCAAAAAGAUGAAAACAAUGAUGGGGUGGGUGACACCUGCACUGGAGACUUUGACAAAGAUCAUGUGAUAGACACAAUCGACACCUGCCCUGAGAACGCAGAGAUCACUCUGACCGACUUCAGAGCCUAUCAGACCGUGGUUCUGGAUCCAGAGGGAGAGGCUCAGAUCGACCCCAACUGGGUUGUUCUUAAUCAGGGAAUGGAGAUUGUCCAAACCAUGAACAGUGACCCAGGACUAGCUGUCGGAUAUACAGCAUUCAGUGGCGUGGACUUUGAGGGCACCUUCCAUGUGAAUACAGUGACCGAUGACGACUACGCAGGCUUCAUCUUCGGCUACCAGGAUUCCUCCAGCUUCUAUGUGGUGAUGUGGAAGCAGACGGAGCAGACGUACUGGCAGGCGGUGCCCUUUAGAGCCGUGGCUGAGCCUGGCAUUCAGCUUAAGGCCGUGAAGUCUAAAACCGGGCCAGGGGAGUUCCUGAGGAAUUCACUGUGGCACACUGGAGACACAAACGAUCAGGUGCGUUUGCUGUGGAAAGACCCUCGUAAUGUGGGCUGGAAGGACAAGGUGUCCUACCGCUGGAAUCUGAAGCACAGACCCCAAGUGGGAUACAUCAGAGUAAAGUUCUAUGAAGGUACCGACUUGGUUGCGGACUCUGGAGUUGUUAUUGACACUAGUAUGAGAGGAGGCCGUCUUGGGGUGUUCUGCUUUUCACAGGAAAACAUCAUCUGGUCCAACCUGAGAUACCGCUGUAAUGACACAAUUCCUGAAGACUAUACAGAACAAGCCCAGCAGUAAUGAAACUAAGCGGAGAUGAAAGAGGAGAGCACUAUUAGUGUUAAAACACGAUGUGACUGAUGUUUUGGGUACUCAUCUUUCCAAUUAAUUAUGGACCAUUUACUGGCUUUUGCAUCAAGACAUAUACAGGUUUAUAGUUAUGCUGAAUUUACACUUCUGUAAUGUUUACUACACAAAAAUGCAGUUCAGCCAGAAAGAGCAAAGCCUGUGUGCUACUACAUUAAACACUCACUAAAGGUUUUAAUAUUAAUAAAGUGGACAAAUACAUUUAAAUUGUCAGGAUUUGUGCUUGGACUUGCUGGACAAUGUCAUAGACUUGUAAUUUUAAAGUCAUAGUUUAAAACAAACAUACAAAUGGUCCAUACAACUUGUCCUGUAUAUUGUACGUUUUCUGUGAGGCUUUGUGUGAGGAACCGACUGAUAUUUAACAUUGACUGGUUUUAUUUUGUAAGCCCCAUGAAGGUUGUUUCACCCUAAAUUACACCUCUAAUUGUAUACAGUUCAGUCUCAUUUUCAUAUAGUACAUGUGUUAGUUGUCUCCGUUCUGUGACUACAAAUGACAAAACUUUCAUAUAUAAAACAUAAAAAAAAAAUUUAAUAGACUACACCAUUUUAUUCAUUUGUCUUUUUAUUGAAAGAACUGGCAAUAUCAAUAAAAACACUAAAAAGAAUAUUCAUCCUGCAACAGUUAAACUCAUAUGACCCUUCAUGGAACGUAUUGAAAUGAGAAAACGUUAAUAAUAAUAAUAAAGAAAAUUCAAGGCAUAUAAAUGGGAAAAAAAAAAAAAAAAGAGUUGUUUGUAAACUUACUGUACAUAUUUUUGGAUUAUAAUGUCUCCCAUGUGAAAUUAGAACAACACAAAGCGCAAGAUUACAUUUUUUGCAAUAUUAUGAGUACACCUAGUGGUCAUCUUUACAAUGGACUAUUUACAUAAAGCACAUCUUUGUAAAUAAAGGAAAGCAUAAUGUUUAAUUCAGACAAACACUUUUAAACUAAAUACUGAGCAACAAAUAAGGGUUGCAUAAAACAGUAUGCUUUUAACUUAAUGCAGCUGUAUCAUGUAGCAUUUAAGUCAACUAUUUGCUAAUUUUGAUUUGUAUAAACAAGCUCUUUUUUUUUUAUCACCAGACAGAUUCUUCAGCUUUAGGAGAAGUUGUUCAGAUCACAAACCGAAAGUAAAGCCGUGCCAGCUCCAAUUGUAGUAAAAGAGAUUUUGGUUCGUCAAAGCAUUUAGGACAGCUACAACUGCUACACAGGAAAUAACCAUAAAAUGUCAAAUAAUUCCAGUUCUAGAUUGUAUUUCCUUCAUCAACAACAACCACUUUUUUUUUCUACCAGGGAGCAUCAGGAGUGCUGCAAUACAUCUAAUACGGGCAGCUCCUGUAAACUGUAAAUUAAACACCACAAACAAGAUGUACAGACAUGCACUUCUAGCAACAAAAACCUCUGAAAAAUUCAAUAGAAUAGCUGUACACAGCUGUAACAAUGCUUAACAAAAACUUGUUCUUUGACAAAUGGCAUGCUUGCAAGUCUAGUGCAUGAGCUGGAAUAAAAUAGUAUAGGACAUCCGUGGUCUAAAGCACCAUUUAAAUUGUAACAAAAAUCGAAAAAUAAGAAAGAAAUAAACUAUAGCUUCAGUGUUGCUGUGGGCCAUAUAACAAUCUGUGUGGCAGUUUAGGUUUUUGGGGUAUAACGAUGUGGCCUUGGCUUUGCCCUCCCAUUUCAAAU